AUGCAGGGGGACGACAAGAAGUCCAAGGAUGCCAUUCCCGAAUGGGACGGCAACCCAGGGCGUUGGCGCCACUUCGAGACGGCUGUGAAAUGGUUCCCUCGCACUCUCAAGAGACAAGAGAGGGACCUGGCGGCGAACCGGAUCAUUGGUCGCAUGCUGCAGAGUAAGACUAUCGCCAUCAGGACGUUUGCGACCACUCUGGAUCCGGACCGAUAUGAGAAUCCGAAUGGCCACCUCCUCCUCCUAGACGACCUGAGGAGCAGCCCGCUUGGGAAGCUUCCGAUCCCGGACGCCGCCCACAAGAUCAAGCAUUAUUACAAGGAUUUCAAGCGUCGCAAGGGCGAGACGGUGGGCGCGCUCCUGAUCAGAGAGCAGGACUGCUACUCAGAGAUGGUCCAGGCGCUGGAGCGCCUCCUGGAGGAGAUGGGCGACAACGACAAGUACAAGCAGUGCCAGGAGUGCUACGGCUACUUCGAGAGAGACCGUGGCGCAACUGGACGCGGACAAUGGUACUGCCAGAGGUGCUGGGACCACUGGGAGCCCAGCCCCGACGAGUCUGCGCCCCCAGCAGCAGAUGAUGCACCCGCUGAGGAAGCUGAAGAAGCAGAUGAGUACGAACGACAGUCGAUCACGUCUCGAUCGCAGGGCUCUCGAACGGAACGUUUCCACCGACAAGAAUCCAUGGCUAGCAAGCUCAAGGUUUCGGAAGCGAUGGCAGUGGGCUCUACGUUUUUCGGCCACGCUUCUGGAGUUCUGAAGGUCCUCCGCGGAUUUUUCCUGCUCGAGGCAAUGGACUUCACCGAGAAGGAGAAGCAGGACGUCCGCGUGGUCACGCAGAAUCGUUUGGAUUUCGAUGCAGUCUCCAAGGCUUUGAAGGAGAGAUGGGAGGACAAGGCGCUGGUGCAGCGAGACUUCGGGCCGAGGGCUAUGCCUCGGUACGGCCCGGAGUCAGGCCCUCAGUCGGCCCUCGUUGCAGAGUUUGACGACGCACACGGACCAGACUGGUACGACGGCUACGCAGCGGCAGUUCAGGCGUGGGAGAACGACGGUUACGACCACCACGAGAACGAGGACGACUACGACGUCGUGGAGGAGCCGCAGCUCGCCUCAGAGCCAGAGGAGUCCGAGGCCAUGGACGAGGAUCUCAACCAUCUCAACGAGGAGCUCGAGGCGGCCCAGGCGAUGGCAGCAGAGGCUUCACGCACUCUGGUUCAAGCCAGGCAAGCAGUGGCCGCCGCUCACAAAGAUCGAGGCCCGAAGGGCAGCAAGGGCAGCAAGAGCGGCAAGGGCAGCAAGUACCGCGACAGGGACCACGACCAGAAGGGCAAGAAUGCGAACUACCUGGAGUUCCACACGAUCACGCACGGGUUUGACGAGCUCCAGGGUCUGUACCAGGCGGAGCUGAACGACAGCGGCCUCGCCCCCUCUGAGGCCAUGGUUGAUUGUGGGGCUUCCGCGUCCGCCGGAGGCGAGCGCGCAGUCCAGGCCCUGGUUGCCGCCGUUGCGGCUGCGAACCCACAGGCCAGGAUCGAGAUCAACAAAAAUGAAAGACCGUGGUUUCGUUUCGGAGACAAUAAGUGGGGUAGAGCACUGUAUAAGGUUUCGGUCGAGUUCGAGCCGGGCUUCGUUCUGGGUAUUUUCGCUCUCUGUCCUGGCGUGCCUCUCGUUCUGUUGGGAAUGGCCGCUCUGGAGUCGUGGCCGGCAAUCGUGAAUUUCCGAACCGGGGAGGCUGUGAUCAGGGGUCAACUGGCGCAGCUUCGCAAGACUCCAGGCAAGGGCCAUUGCAUCCUCGACCUGGUGAAGCACGUUUCCGAGAUUUUAAACCCGACCGCGGAAAACACCGAGGGUCUUGCAAGGGGCAAGGACGAAUGGGUACCUGUCGACAUAGAUGCCGACAAGAAGGAGGAGGGCCCGGAGGUAAAGUCACCUUCGGCGGCAGCGAGCUCCGGACCUACGACCCAGGUCAAGCGGGAGUUCGUCUUCAACGGCCAGAAGAUGGAGUAUGUCACCUCGGAGGGCAAGGUCAAGGAGAGAGAUCCGGGCAACGCGCACCAGGGUCGCAAGAAGGAGAAGCAGAUGGAGCUGGACCCGGCGUUCGCACUGCAGGUGGACCCCCGCGACCCGAGGACCACACGGGGACCGUGCGGGCAGACGCAUCGCAAGUACUUCACGGUCAACAACCAGUGGGGCCAGACCAGGACGUGCUAUCGGUGCGGGCUGAGGUUGCUCUACGUUCCGACGGCGAAGGCGCCGAUGACGAACCUCAGCAUGCAGCAUCCGAAGUUGGUGGAGUCCGGCCUGGAGUUGGUGAGGCACUGCAACCUGUGGGAGACGGCCAAUCACGAGCAGGUGGCCGCGAUGAUCAACAUCGCCACCUCACUGCGGAGGCUCCCCGGGACCGAGAUCCGACACGCGCCGGACGCGCUGCUGGAGAUGUUGGGGGCAGCGAAUCCCAGGCGCAAGGUCCAGAUGGCCGAACCAGUACCCGGGCCAGUCUGA
Molecule: messenger RNA, 2499 nt
Organism: Prorocentrum cordatum
Lineage: Eukaryota; Dinophyceae; Prorocentrales; Prorocentraceae
Source: the annotation of a GenBank genome assembly